GCCAGCGUCCGCGUAGGUCAGCAGGUCCUGUUGCUCAUGGCAGCCUCGGUGACAGACGACGCGGCCCAAGUUGAGUACCAGGACGCAGCGAGUAUUUUGCUCCAGGAUGGCACUCGUUGCCGAGAGUUGCUCCCAGAACUUCGCAGGGCAAGGAUCAAGCGAGCACCAGCGCGGGUGAUCCGUUGCCGUGAGCUCGAGUACCAGUUCCUGCGCCACCUGCACGAGAUGCACUUCACGGAGGCAGGAGAUCUCAUCGCGACGCAG
This is a messenger RNA of Prorocentrum cordatum, 264 nucleotides long. Lineage: Eukaryota; Dinophyceae; Prorocentrales; Prorocentraceae. The record is from the annotation of a GenBank genome assembly.